Messenger RNA from Eimeria tenella, 1020 nucleotides. RefSeq lists its product as uncharacterized. Lineage: Eukaryota; Apicomplexa; Conoidasida; Eucoccidiorida; Eimeriidae. The record is from RefSeq and is a predicted model, not a curated record. The transcript is spliced from 2 exons. The coding region runs from base 1 to 1020 and encodes 339 amino acids.
AUGGUUCGCAGCUUGAUCUUGAUCCUGUUCUCAGGUCUGAAGGGUUGCUUCAAAAGCUUCUCGCCACCUCCUGGGCUUGCACUCGAUUUCUCGGUGGAUGCGUCAUGGAGUCCGGAUGACAGCAUCAAAAAUUUCUUUAAGUUCAUCUCUCCUUCAGAAUUUAUUCAUCCCCCUGUCUCUGAAGAGCCCAGCAACGCGAGCUUCGCAGAAAUUACUACUGAUGAAGCUCCACGUCUUGUUGCUGAGCGUGAUCCUCCAGACGAACAACAGGCAGAACAGUUCAAACCUCUAAGAACACUGGCUUAUGCCAGAACUGAGAAGCAUGUUCUUGCUCACAUUAUAAGGAGUGUCUACUCGCACUUCCAAGGACCAGCGUGCCAGAGAAUGGCAAAACGGCUUGAUGGAAUGGUGCGUUUGCUUUUGAGAAACAACUCAAAAGCUAGAGCGCUGGAGCCAAUACUAGUAUUUUCCUUACUCCAAGGAAAUGCGGCCUCUGCUGCCAAGUUCCGCGGCGAAGCGUCGAGCAGUUUGCCAGAAGAACCUCAUUCGGACGGGUUACAGCAUGCUGACUCAUCUCAGAUGCUCAGUGACGCCUUCCCAAGGGGCGGAAUUUAUGACCCGUUUCUUCUCAUAAACUACUUUGACCUUGCUAAAAGUGCGGGUACGCCUCAAAUGAAGAAGCUAAACAGGCUGCUGCAAAAGCCAACUGACACGAGGAAAGUGGGCAACAAGCUUUUUGGCAAUUCUCUCGCGGACCCGGCCAUGCAUAAAAGGAUUGCUGGAGUUGCAGAAGCUGUUGGUGACAAUGCCGAUAUUUUGCGGAGGGUCGUCGAACAGAUCGGCCAGAUAUCCAUAAAUUCAGCGGACGCUAUAUCCAUCCUCAUGCCCCAACUGCCUAACGUUGCUGACCUCGUGCGUGGUGCCUCCUUCUUCGCCUUUGAAAGUGUUUUCAAGCAACAUGGUAAGACAGAAGCUGUCCGCUGCCCUACGCUGGUAGUGCAAGCCAUUAUACCUUACUAA